GAAUCGAUUGGAUGAAGGAAGCUUUUGGUGUUGGAAAACACUACUGUAGGUUUGAUCCUGAAAUGCCCAAAGAAAUACCAUCCAGAGAUUCCGGCGUUGAUGGGUACGCCGGUGACCCACCUCUCACAAACCGUGGAUUUCGAAUGGCAAUCAAUGCAGGUGUGAUGCUUUUAACAGAAUCUGCUUUCCCUCUUUUACCAUUUUUGUUUUGCUCGCUGCUGAAAUACCAAGAAUACCAGGACUUCUUGACCUCGUUUGUUUCAGGCGUUUUGUUAAAAGAGCGUAACAUCACGGUAGAUUUCCUGUAUGUAUCACCGGCUCUUCGUUGUAUUCAAACUGCUCAGGGCAUUUUGAAAGGCUUAGGCAACUCGGAAUUAGAACUGCUCGUGGAGCCAGGAUUGUUUCAGUGGAUGCGCUGGUGUAAAAAUCGUAUGCCUGAAUUUCUAAGUAUCAAUGAAUUGGUGAAGGCUGAUUUUCCUGUUAGCACAACAUACAAGCCUUUGUAUAAUGCGCAAAAUUAUGAUUUACAUGAGACACUGGAGGAAUAUUUUCAACGAUCCUAUGCCCUCAUUAAAAAUAUUUUGGCGCGACAUUCUGAAGGAACUAUUUUAUGUGUUGCACAUGCUGGUUCAUUGAGUACUUUAAGCCAGCAACUUUGUGGAAAAGAACCACUCAUUGCGGACGAUUUUUCUCGCUUUUUAAGAGGAAUUUCAUAUCUGAGUUGUGAAGAGGUUCAGGAACAAGACAAUCGUUCAUGGGAAAGUGCUGGUUCACCUAUUCCAAAAUUAUCCACUUCCGGACUUGAUCGCUGCUAGGA
Molecule: messenger RNA, 817 nt
Organism: Gongylonema pulchrum
Lineage: Eukaryota; Metazoa; Nematoda; Chromadorea; Rhabditida; Gongylonematidae
Source: the annotation of a GenBank genome assembly